AUGAAUCCAAAAAAGAAAAAGAUUUUAAAAAUACUAAGAGCGUCGCAGGGUCGCCGUGAAGCAAGACAGGAAAUCACGUUCAACAACGCAUGGAAACGAAGAACAUCACUGCUUUUAAGAUCGGUUUUCUUAUUAAGAGAUAAAAAAAUUUUCACGAAUCAUUUUCCACAUCGCUUUGAACUCGUCUUUUGUGUUAUGAAAAAGGCAAAAAUGUUUCCAUAUGGUUUAUAUCCAAUUGCACCGAUACUUCAAUCUUAG
This is a messenger RNA of Clunio marinus, 258 nucleotides long. Lineage: Eukaryota; Metazoa; Arthropoda; Insecta; Diptera; Chironomidae. The record is from the annotation of a GenBank genome assembly.